CUGCGCACCGCAGGGCUCUGGGAGCACCUCUCCGCGGGCGACGUCGUCUGCAACGUCGGCUACGUCCCGCCCGCGCCGCGCCCCGCGUCCUCGUCCGCCGAGUCCGUGUGGGGGUACCCCGCCGACGCGCCCGGGGCCGACGCGGAUGCCCCGCCCGGCCCGUGGGAGCGCGCGCGCGACGCCAUUCAGGACCAGGACCAGGACCAGGACCAGGACGUGCGCGGCGCGCGGCGCGCGUGGCUCGUCUUUACGGGCACCGCGCUCGUGCCGCACGCGCCCCCCGCCCCGCCGCCCGUGCCCGACCCGCGCGCGCUGCCGUCCCCGCUGUACUACGCGCACCUCGCCGCGCCCCGCGCGCGCCCCACAUUCGCGCGCCUGCGGCUGCCGGUGCCGCGCGCGCGCUUGUCGCCUGCGCGCGACUUUGGGGCACACGAGUUUGGCGCAGCGGGGCUGCGGCUGCGGCUGGGCCUGAGGGGCGAUGCAGGGGCGGCCGUCGAUGGGGACGCGGACGCGGAUGCGGAGCUCGAGAGCCUGCUUAAGCUCGUGCGCCUCCCAACGCGCGUGCGCAGCCCGCACUCGCCGUCGGGCGUCGCGCUCGCGAAGCGGUACGUCUGGCUCGCGCGCCUGCCCGGUCCGCGUCGACCCGUCCCCGCCCCCGCCCCUGGUUCUCCGCACUCGCACUGGCACUCGCACCUCGCGGCGCUGCCCAUUCCGCCGUUCCCGCGCUCGAGCACCGGACACCGCACUGUCGACAGAGACAGAGAGGCAGACGCGGAAGGCGUCGCCGAUGGGGAUGGAGACGAGGACGUGUGGGCGGGCGUCGGCGAGGGGUGGCGCAAGGAGUGGGUGCUGCAGGCGGAGGGCACGGUCGAGGGGCGGACGGCGCUGCUGGACGCGCUGCGGGACUCCGCGCGCGCGGAGUGGGCGGGGCGCGACGAGGCGGCGGGGCGCGUGUGGGAGAUGGUCGUGGAGCGUGGCGCGGCGGGGUGUGUGUGGCUGAGCUUCGCAGCAGCGCCGAUGAUCUCCGCGUCUCUUUCCACCCUCGCCUCACCCCGCCUCGCCCACCCUACCGCCACUCCCCACCUUCCCACCUUCCCAUCUCCCAAUCCCCCUCCAGCUCCUCACGUCUCUCCGCUCCGUCCACGCGCGCGUCUGCCCCUCCGCCGUUCCCGGACUCGCAUCUCCCCCAUUAUCUCCCCUUGGACACCCCAGCAGAGACCAGUAGCCGCUGUCACACGUCCUAAUGAAAAAAAAAAACACCAACGAGGCACGUCCGUCGACGCGCGUCCAACGCUGUCUAAUAACGUCCACCCAUCCAUCACGCACAAAUCAAAUCGCGAAAAAAGAAAAGGAAAAGGAAGAGAAAGCGCGCGUGGCGUCGCCGUCCGUGCCUAUUAUGCUCGACUCACCCGCGUCGUGUCGCCCACCCGCGUCCUCGUCCGAGGAUCCGCGCCCCUCGCCACAGCGUCGCCGGGCGCUCCAGCCGUCUUCCAGCCGUCUGUCCUCUACCUGCCUGCUGCAGGACGCCUCGUGUGCCCGGGACGUCCGGCCUAA
Heterobasidion irregulare TC 32-1 is the source of this 1554-nucleotide messenger RNA. RefSeq lists its product as uncharacterized. Lineage: Eukaryota; Fungi; Basidiomycota; Agaricomycetes; Russulales; Bondarzewiaceae. The record is from RefSeq and is a predicted model, not a curated record. The transcript is spliced from 2 exons. The annotation marks the transcript as partial.